Messenger RNA from Lucilia cuprina (Australian sheep blowfly), 1012 nucleotides. Its product is annotated as cholecystokinin receptor-like. Bases 14 to 628 code for a protein of 204 amino acids. Gene Ontology annotation, biological process: neuropeptide signaling pathway. NCBI's taxonomy places the organism in Eukaryota, Metazoa, Arthropoda, Insecta, Diptera, Calliphoridae. The record is from RefSeq and is a predicted model, not a curated record. Gene Ontology annotation, cellular component: membrane. The transcript has a single exon. Gene Ontology annotation, molecular function: neuropeptide receptor activity.
AAAUGUUUUCAAUAUGACCAUAACAACUAAAGAAUUUAGUGAUCUGUUACAAUAUUUCUCUGUAAAAAAUGCCUCCAAUCAUAUUAUAUCGUUGGCUUUAACAGUUAACGAUUCAUUUGUUGUGGGAUUUAAAAAGCAAUCCGUUACAUUCGAGCAACCGCCCUGGGAUAUACUCGAUGGAGAUAAUACUUCAACGUCAUCACUCUUCAAUCAAUAUAUUGAUAAUUCCUCGACCCUACAAUAUGCUACCAAUGAUACAUUUUUGAAUCAAACCAAAUUGAGUGUCAAGAAACGCAUUAGUACGGAAAUACCCAUAUGGUUGAUACCAUGCUACAGCAUUAUUUUAAUAUUUGCUAUUGUUGGCAAUUUACUGGUGGCCUCAACACUGUUUCAGAAUCGUCGUAUGCGUACAAUAACAAAUGUGUUUUUAGCAAAUCUCGCAAUUUCCGAUAUGCUGUUGGGGGUCCUGUGCAUGCCCAUCACUCUGGUGGGAACAUAUUUAAGACAUUUCAUUUUCGGUGAACUGGUGUGUAAAUUUAUACAAUUUGCUCAGGGUAAGUAUUUAUCUAUGAGAUUACCGCCAUUAAAUCAACAUAGAUAUAGUACGUAUAUAUGUAGAAUUUACUAAAUAAACAAAAAGAAAACAUAAAAAGAAGUACCAAAAAUGUUUAUGUGGGCACAUUUAUUUAUUUGUGACAAACCGUUUGAAAUUGGAAAAACUCAUACACUAAGGAAAGCAAUAAACAAAGAAAUACAAAUUCUAAUUUUUAGUUAAACUCCACAAAUCAUGAUUCAUGAUCAACACGGUUUUAUGGCACAUUCUAAGUAUUCAAAACCCAAGCGUAAAACUAUAUAACAAACCAUUCAAAUUUAUGUGAUGUAGCUAUAAAAAUAAAUCUUUUUGUCAUUUAAUCUCUAGUUAGUGUGUUUGGUAAGGCCUUAAAAAAAUCAAUUGCCCAAUGCCCAAAAGAAAAAUGACCAAAUAAUAAUAUGAACAUUUAUCAAGAAUAAU